Messenger RNA from Didymodactylos carnosus, 273 nucleotides. Lineage: Eukaryota; Metazoa; Rotifera; Eurotatoria; Philodinida; Philodinidae. The record is from the annotation of a GenBank genome assembly.
AUGCAUCCUUAUAUCCUUGCCAUUGAUAAUGUUAAAGUUGAUUACCUGAUUUGUUAUUCGGACAAUGUAUUGAUGGCUAACAUCGAAAGCGUUGAACAAGCUGUUGUUAUUCUGCUGGCAUUUUAUGCUGUUUUUGAAUGCAGUUGUGAACCAGCAUAUCGUGGUAAUUUAUCAUUAAUACAGAUAGCUACGUGUGAUAUGCCAGGAGAACGUAAACAGCUGCUAAACAAAUCAACUAAUUAUGUCAAACAAUUUAUUGCACAAUUGUACUAG